AGAGGGCCUGCCACUGUGCCCUUCCAGGCCCUGCCUCAGCUGGGCAGAAGGAAGAGGACCCAGCUGGGCUGAGGGCAGUGGGCAGGGGGCCCUGGGGUGGGCCAGCCGGGCCUGGAUGCUGCCUCCAGGCUCUGUGUAGGGCACCCGCCAGCCCACACCCCUCUCUUGGGCCAAUCCCAGAACGAACAGGACAGAAGCCAAGAAGGACAAGGCCGCUUGGCACAGCGGGACAAGAGAGAGAUCUACUGCAAGUCCGGAGCCUGGAAGCAAGACACAACAGCACCUUUCGCCUGGGGCCAGGCAGCCCUGGUCCCCGAGGGCUGGGUAGACUCAACAUUCAGAGAUGAACACAUAAGCUCUGGCCCCUGCAGAAAGACAACAGGGACCAGGAGAGGCGGGGAGAGGCUGGGACACGCCUGGGUCCAGCUUCACCAAGCCCAGUCGUGCCAAUGACAGUGAAGUAGCAUGGAAUAGGCCGGAGCCGGCCCAACUAGAGGCGCAAGGCGACAGCAUCCAUCACAGCCUUGGGGAGAACACUGGGAACUCAUGGACUCUGCCCCGCUGAGGCCAGCCAGGUCCAGGACCACCCCCCAUAUCUGCUGUUUGCCUCGCAGCCAGCCUCACCUGGAUGAGGGCCACCCGCCGCCCCUGGAAGCUGCCCCGGUCUCCUGGAAGAGUGUGGGCCCCUGCAAAAGCCUCAGGGAGCCCCCAGGAGGCCUGGCCGAGGCCUCUGUAGGGGAGGAGGCCCAGGGGGAGGAGGACCCUGCAGCCGCCCAGCUGGACGUGUUGCGCCUGCGGAGCUCUUCCAUGGAGAUCCGCGAGAAGGGCUCGGAGUUCCUGAAGGAGGAGCUGCACAAAGCCCAGAAGGAGCUGAAGCUGAAGGACAAGGAAUGCGAGCGGCUGUCCAAGGUGCGGGAGCAGCUGGAACAGGAGCUGGAGGAGCUGACGGCCAGCCUGUUCGAGGAGGCCCACAAGAUGGUGCGAGAAGCCAACAUGAAGCAGGCGGCAUCAGAAAAGCAGCUGAAGGAGGCACGGGGCAAGAUCGACAUGCUGCAGGCAGAGGUGACAGCCUUGAAGACACUAGUCAUCACGUCCACACCAGCCUCUCCCAACCGGGAGCUCCACCCACAGCUCCUGAGCCCCACCAAGGCCGGGCCCCGCAAGGGCCACUUGCGUCACAAGAGCACCAGCAGCACCCUCUGCCCCACCGUGUGCCCCACUGCGGGACACACCCUCCCUCCAGACAAAGAGGGCAAAGAGGUGGACACAGUCCUGUUUGCAGAGUUCCAGGCCUGGAGGGAAUCGCCCACCCUCGACAAGACCUGCCCCUUCCUGGAAAGGGUGUACCGGGAGGAUGUGGGUCCCUGUCUGGACUUCACCAUGCAGGAGCUCUCGGUGCUGGUCCGGGCCGCCGUGGAGGACAACACGCUCACCAUCGAGCCCGUGGCUUCGCAGACACUGCCCGCCAUGAAGGUGGCCGCGGUCGAGUGUGGCAGCACCAAUGGGUUCCGGGCCCCGAUUGACACCACCUGUGCCCUGAGCGGGCUGGCCCGCGCCUGUCGCCACCGAAUCCGGCUCGGGGACUCUGAGGGCCACUACUACAUCUCACCGUCCUCCCGGGCCAGGAUCACGGCGGUGUGCAACUUCUUCACCUACAUCCGCUACAUCCAGCAGGGCCUGGUGCGGCAGGACGCGGAGCCGAUGUUCUGGGAGAUCAUGAGGCUGCGGAAGGAGAUGUCAUUGGCCAAGCUCGGCUUCUUCCCCCAGGAGGCCUAGGCCAUGGCCCCGAUCUGGAGGGGGCUCUGAGCCGGAUACACCACCUGCCCAGGGCGGACGGACAGACAGACAGACAGCAAGACAGGGUCCUGGAGCCAGAACUGAGCCAGAAGCUGAACAGAGGGACAAAUGGCCAGGCCAUGGAGGCAGCACUGAGCCAGCACCAAAUGUCCAUCCCAGGACAGACAGGAUCUCAUGAGGUGACCCUCCUCUGCCCCAGUGGUACUACAGCCACCAGGAAACUUUCAAGAAAACACCAAAGACCAAGGAGCUUGGAGCGUCCUCAGGGGCUCGGCCCUUGGGAGGGGAAACUGGGACAGCCAGCACCCUGCCCCAGUGCCUGGAGCUGUUGCCUGCAGGUGCCUUGUUGCUGCCUCGUCCUCAGAAAGGGACCGUCCUGGGUGACUGGAUCUGCAGGGUAUCCACCACCUUAGUUCCUAAGCCCUCGGCCCCCAGCACCCCCUUGUGGCCGUCCUUCACCCUGUUCCCAGGUGGGCUUCCCAUGGGACUGCCCCAGUGGGCCUUGGGUCCCAGGUGCCCACAGGGCAAGCGGGCUAGUGGGGGCUGGCCGGGCCUCCAGGGCUGUCUUCCACUCCCCGCUGGAUCUGCUUGGGAACAGCGCCCCUCCUGCUGCCCUCCCUCUUGACCUCCUCUCCCCGCUCUGAGCUCUGUGCUCCAGGAGGCCCUGCCCCCCACUCCCCUCACCGCUGGAAGGAUUGGGACACUUUUCUCACAAAGCCAGACACAGACAGGGCCUCAGGAUGCCCAUGCCUGUUUUCAGGUCAUUCAGACGAUGGGGCUGAGGUCGCUAAGGUCACCGAGCCCUGAGUGCAGGACUGGGGUGGGGCGGGCAGGACCUGGGCCCCUCCUCACCCCUCACAGCCCCCCCAGGACCGGAGUCCAACCUGGACACAUCCCUCACCACGUCCUGAUUUCCUCCUUUGAAUGGAAUGUAAUGCGAUCUCUAUUUAAUAAAGGAAGGCUUUGUUGGGAGAG
Molecule: messenger RNA, 2772 nt
Organism: Equus caballus (horse)
Lineage: Eukaryota; Metazoa; Chordata; Mammalia; Perissodactyla; Equidae
Gene: RAB3IL1
Product: RAB3A interacting protein like 1
Biological process (GO): exocytosis
Cellular component (GO): Golgi to plasma membrane transport vesicle
Molecular function (GO): guanyl-nucleotide exchange factor activity
Source: RefSeq, a predicted model, not a curated record